CAAAAAUAUUAAUCGAUGUUAAAUUCCAACAAAAUAAUUUCCGUGAUUAGCCGCUGCCCUCCCCGAGUGACUACUGGCAGACACACAUGUCGGAUCAGGAACAUCCAAAAGCAAAGUCGCAGUUUUGUAGACGCCACCUUUAGCAUCAGCAGAAACACACAAACGGUACGCGAAAAAGGACCCGCGAGAUUUGGAUCAGUUUGUUACGACAGUGUUUCAGUCUACAAAUUUCAAUUCCCCGAUAUAUCAAAAACCACCCUUCAGUUCCUUCUGAUCACACACACACAAGGACGAGGCACGGGAGGAGAAGCAGCCAUGGUCGAAAUUGAAACUCCAAGAAAACAUGUCCUCCUAUUGGCAUAUCAGAGUUUUGGCAUAGUGUUUGGUGACUUGAGUACUUCUCCUCUUUAUGUUUAUAAAAGUAUAUUUUCUGGGAGGUUGCGCCAUUAUCAAACUGAGGACACGAUUUUUGGAGCCUUUUCCUUGAUUUUUUGGACUUUAACGUUUUUUUCUUUGUUUAAGUAUGUUGUUUUCAUGUUGAGUGUGGAUGAUAACGGGGAAGGAGGAAUUUUUGCGCUGUAUUCACUUCUUUGCAGGCAUGCGAAAUUUUGUUUGCUUCCUAAUCAACAAGCAGCAGAUGAGGAACUUUCUACAUAUCAUGGUGAAGGUCGUUCAAAUAGAAGUGCUCCUCCCUCUGCAUUCAAGAAGUUUGUUGAGAGACGCAAGAAAGUGAAAACAGCUCUGCUUCUUGUAGUCUUGUUUUGUGCUAGCAUGGUUAUUACCAUGGGUGUACUCACACCUGCAAUUUCUAUCCUUUCAUCCGUUGAGGGGCUGCAAGUUCAAGCCAAGAAUUUGCAUCGUGGAAUGGUGGUUCUCAUUGCCUGCAUUGUACUGAUUGGCCUUUUUGUUUUGCAAUAUCGUGGCACUCACAGGGUUGCAUUCAUGUUUGCUCCCAUUGUGAUUAUGUGGUUACUGUUUAUUGCCAUCAUUGGUGCCUACAAUAUUGUUCACUGGAACACAAGAGUACGCCAGGCUUUUUCUCCAUACUAUAUCUACAAGUUCUUUAGGGACACUGGAAAAGAUGGUUGGAUUUCUCUUGGAGGGAUACUUUUAUGUAUUACCGGAACUGAGGUUAUAUAUGCAGAACUAGGCCAGUUCACUGCUUCAUCAGUAAGGGUUGCAUUUUCUUUUGUUGUAUAUCCAUGUCUAGUGCUGCAAUACAUGGGGCAAGCUGCAUUUAUUUCAAAAAAUUUUUCUACAGUAUCCAUGAGUUUCUAUUCUUCAAUUCCAGAUUCACUAUUUUGGCCAGUACUGGUGAUGGCAAUUUUAGCUACAAUUGUUGCCAGCCAAGCUGUAGUAUGUGCCACAUUUUCAAUCGUCAAACAAUGCCAUGCAUAUGGAUGUUUCCCUCGCAUCAAGAUUGUACACAAACCAAAAUGGGUUGAUCGUCAAAUGUACAUCCCAGAAAUAAAUUGGAUACUUAUGGUUCUCUGUCUGGCUGUCACAAUUGGCUCUCAUGACACUAACAGUAUAGGAAAUGCUUACGGGAUUGCAUUCAUGACUAUGAUAUUUGUGACCACGUGUUUGAUGUCAUUGGUCGUCAACUUUAUAUGGCAUAAGAGUGUCGGUUUUUCCCUUUUAUGCUUCUUGUUCUUUGGAAUAAUAGAGCUUAUUUUCCUCUCAUCUUCUUUUAUGAGAAUUCCCAAGGGUGGAUGGGUUCCUCUUGUGCUCUCUGCAGUCUCCACGUUCAUUAUGUUUGUUUGGCAUUAUGGUAGCAGGAAGAAGUAUUUAUAUGAUGUACAUAACAAAGUACCCAUGAAAUGGAUCCUCACUCUGGGUUCUGAUCUUGGCAUUGUAAGGGUUCCUGGGAUUGGUCUUAUCUACACUGAGUUAGCUAGUGGCAUCCCAGCCACAUUUUCCCAUUUCUUAACCAACUUACCGGCAUUUUACAAGGUGGUUGUAUUUGUCUGUGUUAAGAUUGUUCCUGUUCCUUAUGUCCCCCAAAAUGAAAGGUAUCUUAUUGGUCGGAUUGGCCCCAAAUCUUAUCAUUUGUAUCGCUGCAUCAUUCGAAAUGGAUAUAAUGAUGUCCAGGAAAAAGAAAGUGAAUAUGAUGUUGAGAAUGCACUUGUGAUGAGCAUAGCAGAGUUUAUCCAACUGGAAGCUGAAGGUUGUGGGAGUGUUGAUGGUUCUGUGGAUGGUCGGAUGGCAGUUGUGAGGACAUCUGAAAAGUUUGGGAAAAGAUUCAUAAUUUCAGAAUCUGAUGGUUAUGGAGAAAGCAGCAGUUCAAGGUCCCCAACUACUGUAGGUUGCAGCAGCAGGUCAGCUGCACUGCAGAAAUUAAAAUCUAUGUACGAGGAGCAGGAGACACCCCAGCUAAAACAUAGGCGGCGUAUCCAGUUAAAGCUUUCAGAUGCAAAAUGUAAGGAUUUACAAGCUAAAGACGAGCUGUUGGAGCUUCUGGAAGCUAAGGAUGCUGGGGUAGCAUAUGUAAUAGGUCACUCACAUAUUAAGGCGAAAUGGAGUGCAGCGUUCUUAAAGAGGCUUUUGAUCAAUAUCUUCUACUCUUUCUUGCGUAAAAACUGCCGGUCCCCUUCUGUCUCCUUGGAUAUUCCUCAUAUUUCUUUAAUUGAGGUGGGCAUGAACUACUAUUUAUAGGGCAAUCUUCUGUGGAUAAAUCUUGGAGUGUGAUUUCUAGCUGCAGAAAUUGCAUUUUCUUCUUUUUUCUGUGAGGGUUGUAGGCCAUUUCUCACAAUAGUGAUUCUGGACUUGGAUUUGGUUGGUUGCAUCAGUGGAGCAGACAAGUUGCACCUUCUUCCUAAAUAAUAGAUAAUAAAAGUCUCAUGAACACAAAUAAAGUUGCAUCUGAUGAAUAGCAAAGUUUGUUUUUCGUAGAUCAGCGGAAGGAUUUGUACUGAUUACACUUGCCAACUUUGUCUAUCUUGCUAUUCAAGUGGGUUUUUGCAAGAGUCUUCCAAUUCUGAAGCCAUGCCAUUUUUUGUUAAUAUAUAUCAUUUUUCCUGUGCUGUUGUAAUUCUAUCUCGUAUAUGUAUCGAAAUUAAUUUUUGCUUGUCCCUCUUCUGGAGGCAAGAAUUUAUCUGCACAAUGAAAUCAUUGCAGGAACCCGAAUUGUUUGGACAAGAA
Molecule: messenger RNA, 3141 nt
Organism: Hevea brasiliensis (rubber tree)
Lineage: Eukaryota; Viridiplantae; Streptophyta; Magnoliopsida; Malpighiales; Euphorbiaceae
Product: potassium transporter 3
Exons: 9
Coding region: 16-2655 (879 amino acids)
Biological process (GO): potassium ion transmembrane transport
Cellular component (GO): membrane
Molecular function (GO): potassium ion transmembrane transporter activity
Source: RefSeq, a predicted model, not a curated record